Molecule: messenger RNA, 2008 nt
Organism: Paramecium sonneborni
Lineage: Eukaryota; Ciliophora; Oligohymenophorea; Peniculida; Parameciidae
Source: the annotation of a GenBank genome assembly
AUGGAUUUUCAUCAUAAAAAUAAUGAGCGGAAUAAUAAGCAUGUGAAUGAAAAAUAAAAUUAUGAUCGAAAUGAAAAGUAUAAUGAUCGAAAUAAUGAUCGAAACAAUGAAAGAAAUAAUGAAAGAAAUAAUGAUAGAAAUGAUAGAUAUGAUAAUAAAAAUGAUAGAAAAAGAAAGGAUCGCCAUUAAAAGAGAAAGAAUAGGAAAUACUCAUCAUCAAGCAUAUCUAGACCAUCAUCUUCAGUUUCAGUUUCUGUUUCUUAAUCAGAAUCAUCAUCAAGUUCUGAAAAAAUACCUCGUUAUAGGCCUAAAAAUCAUGAUAAUAUGGUAUUAUUAUUGGAGAAUUUACCAGAAGAUUUAACAAAGUAAUAAUUGGAUUGUGCUUUUAAUGAAGCAGCAAUGGAAGCAAAUGUAAUUCCUCAUGAAGAAAUUUCUAUAAUAAAUGCAUUUGGGUAAGCCUAUAUAAAAUAUUGUACAGUGGAUUAUGCAAGAAAAGUUUUAAUAUAUUUAAAAGGUAAAAUUUAAAUAGGAGAACAUACUCUUAAUGUAGAUUUUUAUGAUGAUACUAGUGGUAGAUAGAGAAGAGUAAUGAAUAUAAUAAUAAUAAUUAGAAUAGACAUGAAUUAAAAAAUAGCUUAAUUAAUUAGCCUCCUACAAGUUAUGAUUGGAUAUGUGAUAAAUGUGGUUAUGAAAAUUUUGCAAAAAGACACAAAUGCAAUAAAUGUUUAAAUCCAAGAAAUAUUAAUUGUAAAAUAUUAAGUGUCAUGAUGGCUCCUCCUACUGGAUUUACAGAUGAUUCAAUAUGUAACACUAGUCUUAUGAUAAAAGCAAAAGUAUUUAUUUCUUAUAUUUAAAUAAAGUCAAUAGCAGAUGCCACUGAUAGUGAUAUAUUAGAUAUCUUUUCUCCUUUGGCUGCUGUUAAAGAUAUAAGAUUAGUCAAAAACAAAGUACCCAAGGAUCCUAGAAUGAAAGAAUAAAAAGAUUUUGCCUUUGUUGAAUUCUUCAGUGUUGAAGAUGCAGAGAAUGUUUAUAGGCACGUUACUCAAAAUGAGGUCAGAUUACAUGGUGAUUAACUAAUAAUCUAGUAUUCAAGAAAUAAUAGAGCUUCAAGAUAUGAAGAUCAUUCGAAACCGUUUGGGUAAACUUUUAGUCUAAACUUAGAUUUUACCCAAAUAGCUAAUUUGUAAUAUAACCUUAAGGACCAUUAUAACAAUAAAUUCCAUCCUAAAUUUAAUCUCAGCUUUCCUCUUAAGCGAAUCAAUCAUCUUAAGCAUAAUAACCAUAAGAUAUCAUAUAACAACAAUAAUAACCAUAAAUGCAAAUUCCAUUGCCAAUAUAAAUGCCUAUGCCAAUACCUUCUCCGAUACCAAUUCAUUAAAUUUCUUAAAUUACACCAAUAUAACAUACUUAAUCGCCAUAAACAUAAUCAAUACCUUAAAUACCAAUUCAAAUGCCAGAAGUUUCAAUUGUUUAACCUAUAGUAUAAGCUCCAUAUCAAACUGCUUAAUUAGCUUAAGAGAGAAUUAUACUUAAAUAAGAAUAGAAACUUACUUUGUCUACUCCUCCAAUGAAUUUAAUGUCUCAACUUCCACCAAAAAUUUAUACACCAAAGCCAUAAUAAUAAUAACAAAAUCCUUAAUAAUCAUAAUAAUAAAAAAAAUAAUAAAAAAUAGAAGAAACAGAAGAGGAAGUCAAAUCUGAUAAAGAAGAUGAUUAGCCAUCUCCUCUUCCUACUAAAUCUAUUAAUAAAGUAUAACCUCAAUUAACUGAAGCAUAAAUUAGAAAAAAGGCAGAAUUAGAAUUAAAAAAAUGGGAAAAAUAAUAAUAGAUAAAAAAACCAGAAGUUAAAGUAACCCCUACAAAACCUAUCAUUAAUUAAGUUGAAGCCUAAACUAGGUUAAUUUUAUAUAUUUGCCCUAUAUGCAGAAAAAAAUUUCCAAACGAAGAAGUUAUGAAUUAUCACUCUCUAAAUUCUGAGAUGCAUAAGUAAAAAUUAUUAUAGAUGUGA